This is a messenger RNA of Durio zibethinus, 1244 nucleotides long. The record is from RefSeq and is a predicted model, not a curated record. Lineage: Eukaryota; Viridiplantae; Streptophyta; Magnoliopsida; Malvales; Malvaceae.
UAUAUAUAUAUAGAAGCCCAUUCUUCUCAUGCACCGAAUUUCUAACGAAACGCUUUUUUGAUUCGUUAAUCCCGACCUUUCCCGUUAUUCAAUUGAAGAAAUUGAAGUAAGAGAAGAAAAACAAUGGCCGGAAUUGGACCUUUAACUCAAGACUGGGAACCCGUCGUUAUUCGAAAAAAAGCUCCAAGUGCCGCCGCCAAGAAGGAUGAGAAAGUCGUCAACGCCGCUCGUCGAGCUGGUGCCGAGAUCGAAUCCAUCAAAAAAUGGUUUUUUUUAGUGAAAAUAGAGGGUAAUAAAAAUUCCAUUUUUUGUAAAUGGGAAUUUGCAGCAAAUGCUGGGACGAAUAGGGCAGCAUCAAGUAGUACUUCUUUGAACACAAGGAAGCUUGAUGAAGAAACUGAAAAUCUUUCCCAUGAUCGAGUCCCAACUGAACUGAAGAAAGCCAUCAUGCAGGCUCGAAUGGACAAGAAACUUACCCAGGCUCAACUUGCUCAGUUGAUCAAUGAGAAGCCUCUGAUCAUACAAGAGUAUGAAUCUGGAAAAGCCAUCCCUAAUCAACAGAUAAUCGGUAAACUGGAGAGGGCUCUUGGUGCAAAGCUUCGAGGGAAGAAGUGAGGUAGAUCUUGUAGAAACAACAAACAGAACUCUUGUAUCUUGCAGUGUCUUGAGUCCUAAAACUUGGUGGUGUAAAUGAAUGUUUUCUACCAUUAUCGUGGCUCGCUUGUAAGAACAGUAUCUUUUAGUGUGUUUGAUGAGUACGACUAUGAUAUGAAGUGUGUUCUUGACUGUUACAUGGGAUUUUCUGUGCCGUUUUUUGUUUGCUUUUGUUGGUUUCAAAUUAUUUCCUGUCACACACCUUUCGAUAAACAGAUGCAUGUAUCAGCUAUAAAAAACAACAGUAAGUAUGCAGGGGAGGAGCUGGAGCUAGAAGGGGGCAGGUAAGGGCCACAGCCUCUCAAAAAAUUGUUUACCUCCUUUAUUAUACAAUAAUAGGUCCUAUCUAAUUAUUAUUUUGGUCUCCUCUUCCCCUUUGAAAUCAUUGUUUGGUCCUUGUAUCAAUUUCUUGCCUUGUCCUAUGUAAGAUAGUAACAUGAUUUUGCUUGCACUGGCUCCUUUGUAAUCUGAUUGUCAGGUAGAAUGAAGUGAGAUUAAAUAAAAUCUCAAGGAUGAUUAUUAGGGUAGGGAAGGAUGGGAUUUGUAAAGAGAACGUUAUUCUCGUGUAUGGUGUUAUUCAAUUAUCUCAA